GCGUCACCUCCGCCGGUGCCGUCGGCGGCCGCGUUGAGCGGUCGGACCACUAGCGGUGGCGGCAGCGGCGGUGGUGCUACUCCUGGCACACAGUUGUUCUCUAGUCUCCAGCAGCAGUACAAGAACGAACUCCAACAGCAUCAGCAGCAACAGCAGCAUCAGCAGCAGCACCAGCAGCAUCAACAGCAACAGGAGCAGCUGCAACUGCAGCAUAAUCUUCAUCAUCAUCACCAUCAGCACCAUCAACUGCACCAUCAGCACAGCAGUAACAUGGUCACUCACUAUGCCGCCUUAGGAAGCGCGUUUUACACGUACUGAUUCGUAAGAACGUGUACACGUGUCACCACGCGAUGAUGAGCCGUCGCUAUCGUCCUAACACGUGUUGCCACGUCGCACAAGACUUAACGUGAAUGUAAAUAAAUGAAAAUAUACUCGUGUACAUAACUCGUUUCUAUUAUUACUGUUUCAUCUCUCUCGUGUAGCGAAGAAAAAAUAAUCAUAUUAUUAUUAUUAUUAUUAUUAUUAUUAUUAUUAUUAUUACAAUUAUUACAAUUAUUAUUAUUAACGUUUUCAUUAGUGUUACUACUUUGGCGAUGUUUUUGAUCCGCUUCACGCGCAUAGGGUAAAAUAAAAAAAUAAAAUAUAUUAUUUAUAUGUAUUGUGCGUUUAAAUAAUUGAAAAAAAAUUGAAUAAUAAACCGUUUGCGGAGCCGGCAAUCGAAUGUGCCGCCGGACGCCACAGCUUUUGUUCUUCGUCGUCGUCGAUUUACUUCUAUAAUAAGAUAUUUUAAUGUACGCAUACUGUAUAUACUUCUAAGUUUAUGUACAUAUUUAUAUACACAUGCCGUAUUCGUAUAGAUGUUAUGUGUGUACAGA
Sipha flava (yellow sugarcane aphid) is the source of this 875-nucleotide messenger RNA. RefSeq names its product POU domain, class 3, transcription factor 2-like. NCBI's taxonomy places the organism in Eukaryota, Metazoa, Arthropoda, Insecta, Hemiptera, Aphididae. The record is from RefSeq and is a predicted model, not a curated record. The transcript has a single exon. The annotation marks the transcript as partial.